AUGAAAAAUGAACAGACUGGAUAUGGUUCGUUCAAGCCCAUGCUCUGGUUUUUCAUCAUCCUCUGGGGAAUUCUCGGCUUCAUUGCAUUAGGUUUCUUCUUCUACCUGAAAUGCGCGGAAUUGCUCAAGACAAAGAAACACUCGACAUCUGCGGUGCAAGGCCACGCUCGCGGUCAAAAGCUCCUAGGCACGCACCAGAACGUCGUAUCAAAUAAUCAUACGCGUGUGGUGUGA
Molecule: messenger RNA, 234 nt
Organism: Oikopleura dioica
Lineage: Eukaryota; Metazoa; Chordata; Appendicularia; Copelata; Oikopleuridae
Source: the annotation of a GenBank genome assembly